AUGGCUAAGUCGAAGAACUCGUCCCAGCACAACCAGUCGCGCAAGGCGCACCGGAACGGUAUCAAGAAGCCCAAGACCUCGAGAUACCCCUCGCUGAAGGGUACCGACCCUAAGUUCCGGAGAAACCACAGGCAUGCGCUCCACGGCACCGCGAAGGCUCUGAAGGAGUUCCGGGAGGGCAAGAGGGAGACUGCUUAA
Canariomyces notabilis is the source of this 198-nucleotide messenger RNA. RefSeq lists its product as uncharacterized. Gene Ontology annotation, cellular component: ribosome; cytosolic large ribosomal subunit. The transcript is spliced from 4 exons. The record is from RefSeq and is a predicted model, not a curated record. Lineage: Eukaryota; Fungi; Ascomycota; Sordariomycetes; Sordariales; Chaetomiaceae. Gene Ontology annotation, molecular function: structural constituent of ribosome. The coding region runs from base 1 to 198 and encodes 65 amino acids. Gene Ontology annotation, biological process: cytoplasmic translation.